UAAUUCUUUAAAAUUAAUAUGUUUCUAUCUUUCAAAUUGAAGGAAUAAAUUAAAAAAGAAAGAUAAUACAUCUCGUUGUCUUCAUUAUUGAGGACCGAAAAGCAGAAGAAUCAAAGAGAGAUUUAAUUGCGAUUUAAAGAUUAAAGGACAUUUUAUUAUUUUUAUAACUCGGUUCAAUAACCCAGGUAUGCAAAUAUACUGCAUAAAUUUAACUAGCCAUAUACUUCUUCUAUAUUUGUCAUUACGUUCUUAUUUGACGCGAUCAUUCAUGUCAAAUGACUCUGAUCGAUUUGCACUCGUGUUUCACGAACGAUAUAUUGCAGUUUACUGUGAUGACCUCUCGGAUACUUUCGCGAGAUCGUGUUUCCUCUUUCCCUCAUUCUCGAUGAGACAUCGCGUUCGCGUUACAGGUAGUACACCCGAUAGCGCUUUCUCAGCCGUCUUAUUGAUUUUCCCGUGGAGGCGCACGCGCUAUUCCGCUCCCGAUUGCGACAAGGGGGGUGCGGCUGUAACCAUGGAUCCCAGUGUACUCGCCACCAUGGACAAGGACGCACUGAAGAAGCAGAUCGAGAACAUGAAGUACCAGGCGUCCAUGGAACGGUGGCCCCUGUCAAAAAGCAUCGCGGCGAUGCGGGAGUACGUGGAAGAGAACGAGAAGAAUGAUCCACUGAUACACGCGCCCGACAAGAAGAACAAUCCCUGGGCCGAGAAAGGCAAGUGCAUAAUCAUGUAAUCAGGACCAGAGCGGAGGAAGGGCAGCAGAAGAAGAAGGAAGCGUACAUACAAACCGAGGAGGAGAGGAGUCGGUCAUUUAUUCGCAAUAAGAAAAAUCUUAGGCAGAGAUUACGAAAAAGAGUAGGAGAAUGAAGAGGAGGAAGACAAGUAGGAGGAAGAGGAAGAAAUGCUGGGGAACGUCUGCUGCGUUUCGAUCGCGGAUCUACUCGAUCGUCUAAGGAUCGUCGACCGGCCGCCGAAAUGGGAACGCAUCUACGAUUGAUUUCGCAAUGGACGAGAUCCAGCAGAGUCGAAUCGUUUAUUGGACCGUUCCGUUCCUCCAGGACUAUUUUUCCAUCGCGCGGCGUGCGGCUUUCGACGCCAAUUUUCAAUUAUUCGCAUCGUUCUACGAAAUAUAUCAUCAUCCUUCACUGAUCGUGCCAUUCGCGACGUAGUCGUUGCUCGUAAAGAUAUUUCGAAGCUCGAAAUCAGUGCGUCGACCGGCUCAUGGACACAAAAUGAAAGGAAGAAGAACAUAGGCAUAAGAAAGAAAUGAGUUGAUGAUUCGGUUGUGCGUUUUCGUCGUUUGAUCGAUUGUAUCAAACGAUUAAUCAUAAUUCGUGUUCGAAUUUAAUCAUUUUCACGUUCACAAAGUACCAAAGAAAAGUAGAAAAACAAAGAAUCAAAUGGAAGAAGAAAAAAAUAAAGAAACCUAUCACUUCCGCUUGGCAAUCGUCUGGACCGAAUCAAGCCGCCGCAUGUCACGCGACGUCGUUGCACAUCUAACUCGCCGAUGCACUUGCCGUAUAAAAACUCGCCCCAUUCACGAUCUAUCAUGAGAAUGCAAUUUACCCUAACUAAUUUUACAUAUAUAUAUAUAUACAUAUAAAUAUAUAUAUAACUUAUUAUAUAAAACACACAGUUAUUCCUAUGAUGAUUAUAAUUACUGUUGUAUGUACCUCUGUGCAAAUUUCUUACGAAAAUAUAACAAGACCAGCGACAGAAAUCCAAAUCCUGUUCUCUGCUUUCGUUACUCGUCUCAGGGAAAUGGUUACACGUGAAACAUCACAUCCAAUGUCAAUUUAACAUUUGAUUUUAAUGGAAUCAUCAAACGCAAUCAAAAUCCCUGUCACGGUAUUCCAUUUAAUUUUCUCUCUUAUUGUUGCCUGACUAGUUGCUAUCUGUUUCUACUGACUUUUAUGACGUGCGGCGCUCGAGAUUCUGAAACAACUGGAUUUUUUAAAUUUCUUACAAAUCUACCUUUUAUAAUAAGAUCUGCUACUAUAAUAUGAUAUUUUAUAAAUGUUCUGCUACUAAAAUUCAUGAUGCAUAUACGAGAUUUUGCAAUUACUAAAUUUACUUGAAUUUUUCAUUAAUCUAUAUAUAAUAUAUAUGACGAGGUGUUUUAUCGUAUUGCUAUUUUUAUAUACGAAUAAUUGAUACAAUGUGAACACAUUUUGUUUAACAAUUACUAUUAUAAAAUAGACGAUAAUAUUAACACGAGAAUC
This is a messenger RNA of Linepithema humile (Argentine ant), 2222 nucleotides long. RefSeq names its product guanine nucleotide-binding protein subunit gamma-e (gene Ggamma30A). Lineage: Eukaryota; Metazoa; Arthropoda; Insecta; Hymenoptera; Formicidae. Gene Ontology annotation, molecular function: G-protein beta-subunit binding. Gene Ontology annotation, cellular component: heterotrimeric G-protein complex. Gene Ontology annotation, biological process: phospholipase C-activating G protein-coupled receptor signaling pathway; sensory perception of taste. The record is from RefSeq and is a predicted model, not a curated record.